CAAUCGUGCAUCUGUCCUCUAAUAGAUCAUAGGCGAGAACCAAUCAAAAUACGCGAAUAACUUGGGCUAUUAUAUAAACGCAGAUAUUUAACAGGGUUAACAAGUAUAAUACAUGUAUAUACAUUUGGCCAAGCCUUAAAACCGGAGCUCCUGGGCCAGGUUGUUCAAAGCCCGAUUAAUUUGUUUUUGUAACUUUGCAUCAAGGUUUUCUGUUUAUAUAUUGCUUGGCCUUGUGUUUUGAGUGUAAAUAAUCUCAAACUACACACAACAUAAGCAGUGAAAAACAUUUUUAUACAAAAAAAAAUUAUAAUUACGUUAAGUCUUAAUCCUGGGUUAGCGUUAACUGGCUUCUGAACAUCCUGGCCCUGAUUAUAGCAAGUUACCGGUAACCUGACGUGAGCCCGUGAUCCAAUCGAAAACCCGGCUGUCAACUUAAAAAAACCGUGAUCUCGAUGAGCUCUUAACUUGAGCCUGCAAUAUGGUCACAUGAUACUGGUCAGUGGAUACCUUGAUUUGACAGCUGUGAAUUGAUCAUAACAUGGAUCUUUAAACAAAAAUCUAAGAUGUAUGCAGUAAACCAAGGCUGUAGUACAUGUAUAUGUAUCUUUUUGUAUAUUUCCUUGUGAUGAAUUGAAUAAAUAAAUUAAAAUUAAAAAUGUUGUGCAACGUCGUUGUGCUUUGUGGGGUGCAUGUGCCGGGGAUCCAUGCCGCUAGCCAUGUUGACCAUGUAAAAAGAGCUGCAUGGUUUUCUAUUUCUAUUCAUGUGUGUGGUUCACUUCCUAUAGUUAUGGUGUUCAGUUCUGAUUGGCAGCCCAAGCUUCACUAUAAAUUAACAGUACUGUAUUUUUGUGUCAUGUAGCUUCUUCAGCAGUGCGGACCUGGUGAUGACACAAAACACAAUGCUUCAGAAGUCAGUGAGGAGGUUUUCAUUCAGUCAUUUAGUAUCGAGGGUGAGAAACUGAGGCAGAGAGCUGAAGCCAAUAAACACCCAUUUGCGGUUACUCAACCUGUGCCUUUUUCAGAAGAAAUGUUAAGACAGUUUGAUUCCUUUCCAACAGCCAGAAUUUACCUUCAAGCUUACAAACUGGUGAAGGAAGGCCUUGAAGUUCUUCGUAAAAGUAACUUUACUGAUGCAAGAGGAAUUUCUCUUAUAGCUCAUGGAUACUUAACUGAGAAUUCUAUACUACAAGCAUUUCCUUUACAACAAAAUGAACUGUUACCCAACAUUCUCCAGCUUUGUGAGGAAAACUUGUACAAAAAUCCUUGUUUUUUUGAAGGGCUUCUUUUGUCUAUUGCUUUCCGUGGUUAUCCAUUAGCAGGCAAAGUUUCCUUGGAAAGUAUGAAAGGUGACAGAAAAACGCUUAUGUGCUUUGACAACUUAAUUCACUUUAUUCAAACAGCUGAACCUGACAGCCCUCCUUCAGUUGAUCCCCUUGAGUUUGAUAAAACUUACAGCAGCUGGCUUCAUGUUUUGUAUUACCACAUGGCAGCAAUUUACACCAUUGCAGAAGCCGCUGGAAAAGCCGCUGAAGCUUUUGAAAGUUCCCUUAAGUGCUGCCCAUCUUAUUACGACGCUAAAAGGGGGCUUGGGUAUAACUUAAUGACUCUUUACAGCUCAAAAACUGUGGAAUGCCAUGAAGAUAUACCUGAAGAAUUGCCACCUAAUAAAUCAAGACCAUGUGACAGAGAAAUGUCAAAAUAUGCUUCUUGGACUGCAGAAGAAUUGAGAGACACUGCAGUGAAAGUGUUGCAGGAGUACCUGGCGGAGGCACCACAGUGUGAUAAAAACUACCCAAAUGCUUGUUAUUAUCUUGCACAUGGUGCUUUUCUUAACACAAACCAGAGCGAAUUCAGAAAGUAUUUCGAACUGGGCCAAGAUGCAGAAGAAAAGAGACUUCCUUUCUUUCAUCCUGUUGAUCUGCCUAUAAAAGAUAUGUUGUCCCCAUGUUACCAACUGUUUGCUAAUGUUAUGCAACCUGUUAGUUGUGGCAACAAGUCUUGCACCAAGAAAGUUAAGGAGAGUGACUUGAAAUCCUGUGGCCGCUGUGGGAAGUAAAAAUACUGCAGCAAGGACUGUCAGAUAGCAGAUUGGAAAAAUCACAAAGUCAGUUGCACUGCUUCAAGAGUACCAAAGGCAAAGAAUGCUUGCCUAUAAU
Molecule: messenger RNA, 2156 nt
Organism: Orbicella faveolata
Lineage: Eukaryota; Metazoa; Cnidaria; Anthozoa; Scleractinia; Merulinidae
Molecular function (GO): protein binding
Source: RefSeq, a predicted model, not a curated record